UCCCACUCUUUAACAACACCACCACACCGCUCUCCUUCACACCAAUGGCGAGUACAGCGCCCCUGGCUCUGCUCUUCGCCGUCUUCGUCCUCGCCGGAGGCCGAUUUCCGACAGCGGUAGGGUCCCGUCCACCGUUCGCCUGCGACCCCCGUGAUGCUCGGACGCGGUCCUUCCCGUUCUGCUCGCCGUCGCUUCCGGUGACCCAGAGGGUCAGGGACCUGCUCGGCCGGCUGACGCUGGCGGAGAAGGUGCAGCUGCUGGUGAACAAUGCGGCGCCGGUGCCCCGCCUGGGCAUCGCCCGGUACGAGUGGUGGUCCGAGGCGCUCCACGGCGUGUCGAAUGUCGGGCCCGGCACUCGGUUCGGAGGCGCGGUCCCCGGGGCCACCAGCUUCCCUCAGGUCAUCCUCACGGCUGCCUCCUUCAAUGCUUCGCUCUGGUACGAGAUCGGCAGGGUGGUGUCCACGGAGGCGAGGGCGAUGUACAACGCGGGAUCGGCGGGCCUGACGUACUGGAGCCCCAACGUGAACGUGUUCCGGGACCCGAGGUGGGGCCGCGGGCAGGAGACGCCCGGCGAGGACCCGGCGGUGGCCGGCAAGUACGCGGCUCAGUACGUGCGCGGCCUGCAGGAUGUGCCCUUCGGCAAGGACGCCUCCCGCCUCAAGGUCGCCGCCUGCUGCAAGCACUACACCGCCUACGACCUCGACAACUGGCGAGGCAACGAUCGCUUCCAUUUCAAUGCCAAGGUGAGCAAGCAGGAUCUGGAGGACACCUACCAGGUGCCGUUCAAGGCGUGCGUGGUGGAAGGGAGGGCGGCAAGCGUCAUGUGCUCCUACAACCAGGUCAAUGGCGUUCCCACCUGCGCGGACCCGGCACUCCUCAAGGGCACCGUCCGGGGCAUGUGGGGCCUCAACGGAUACAUAGUAUCGGACUGUGAUUCUUUAGCAGUACUGUACAACUUUCAACACUACACAAGUAAUCCAGAGGAUGCAGUUGCAGCGACGCUAAGAGCAGGUCUGGAUUUGGAUUGUGGACCCUUCUUGGCCCAACAUGCAGAGGACGCAGUCCGGAAAGGUAAGGUAGGGGAGAAGGAGAUCGAUGCUGCACUCGUGCAUACCAUGACGGUACAGAUGCGGCUGGGUAUGUUCGAUGGCGAUCCGUCUGCGCAGCCGCUCGGCCACCUCGGUCCUGCCGACGUCUGCACUCCAGCAAACCAGGAGCUGGCCCUUGAAGCUGCUCGGCAGGGGAUAGUCCUCCUUAAGAACCAGGGCAAUGUCCUUCCCCUAUCCCCUGCCCGUCUCCGGACCGUCGCCGUCAUUGGCCCCAACUCGGACGCCACGGUCACCAUGAUCGGCAACUAUGCAGGUGUUCCUUGCAGAUACACAAGCCCCCUUCAGGGCAUCACCAGGUACGUGAAAACAAGUCACAAUGCUGGCUGCAGAAAUGUCAAAUGCGCUGAGACCGAGCUCUUUGGGAGAGCCGCUACAGUAGCUCGACAUACGGAUGCCACCAUCCUUGUCAUGGGAUUGGAUCAAACCAUAGAGGCUGAGGCCCGAGACAGAGAAAGCUUGCUCCUUCCUGGUCAUCAAACGGAUCUGGUGUUACAGGUAGCCAGGACUUCAAGAGGCCCUGUGAUCUUGGUGCUGAUGAGUGGCGGUCCGGUCGAUCUGUCUUUUGCCAAGAAGGAACCGAAGGUUGCCGGCAUCCUGUGGGCUGGUUAUCCGGGUCAAGCCGGCGGUGCAGCCAUCGCCGAUGUCAUCUUCGGAGCAUCUAAUCCUGGAGGAAAGCUGCCCAUGACAUGGUACCCUCAAGAGUAUGUAACCAAGGUGCCCAUGACAAGCAUGAGCAUGCGGGCAACAGGGGGCUACCCAGGUCGAACCUACCGUUUCUAUCAAGGCGAGCAGGUCUACCCUUUUGGUUAUGGACUGAGCUACACAACCUUCACCCAGGCACUGGCCGAAGCUCCUACCAUGGUCUCUGUGCCGCUCGAUGGCAAGCGUAAUUGUGGAAGCAAUGGGACUGCAAACUGCCAGGCAGUCCGGGUCACGCACGCCCGGUGCGACGGCCUUUUCUUGAAUGUCCAUGUUGAUGUAAAGAACACAGGGACAAGAGAUGGCUCGCACGUACUAAUGGUCUACUCGACGCCUCCAGCUGGUCACCAGGCGCCGAUCAAACAGUUAGUUGCGUUUGAGAGGGUUCACUUGCAGGCCAGCGCUCAGCAGCAGGUGAGAUUUGCCAUAGAUGUGUGUAAAGAUCUCAGCAUUGUUGAUGGCAUGGGAAUUCAGAGGCUGCCCAUGGGUCCUCAUGUUCUCCAAAUUGGGGAUUUGAGGCACCUUGUCUCCCUACAAGCAGGGGGAGAUCUAUAGUCUCAAAAUGUUGUCACUUUGUGUGCUACAAAAACUAGUUAGCAUUUGGGAAAAGGGAGAAAAGAAGAAGAAUUGAAGUCAAUAAACUUGGGCAAGUGGUGGUACUUCUUGAUAUCUGACGAAGUUCACAUGUCAUUCAAUAUUUGUGAAAAAUAUUGUUUGAAGGGACUGCAGAACAAAGAGAGUGUCCCCAAAUCUACUUAGUGUCUUGUAAAAAAGACGUAGCUCAGUAAUUGUACAUCAGCAUGUACCCAAAUGAAGGGGCAGCAUGCUUGGUAUUAGCAUUUGAUGUGAUUGUCCCUUUGGUGACCUGGUUUUUUCUAUAUUAAGUUUUAGUGAAUUGGUCGCA
Molecule: messenger RNA, 2712 nt
Organism: Nymphaea colorata (pocket water lily)
Lineage: Eukaryota; Viridiplantae; Streptophyta; Magnoliopsida; Nymphaeales; Nymphaeaceae
Product: probable beta-D-xylosidase 2
Exons: 7
Coding region: 45-2363 (772 amino acids)
Biological process (GO): arabinan catabolic process; xylan catabolic process
Cellular component (GO): plant-type cell wall
Molecular function (GO): xylan 1,4-beta-xylosidase activity; alpha-L-arabinofuranosidase activity
Source: RefSeq, a predicted model, not a curated record